This is a messenger RNA of Anopheles maculipalpis, 1746 nucleotides long. RefSeq names its product CDK5RAP1-like protein. Gene Ontology annotation, molecular function: 4 iron, 4 sulfur cluster binding; tRNA-2-methylthio-N(6)-dimethylallyladenosine(37) synthase activity. Gene Ontology annotation, cellular component: mitochondrion; cytosol. Lineage: Eukaryota; Metazoa; Arthropoda; Insecta; Diptera; Culicidae. The transcript is spliced from 2 exons. The record is from RefSeq and is a predicted model, not a curated record. The coding region runs from base 1 to 1746 and encodes 581 amino acids. Gene Ontology annotation, biological process: tRNA modification; negative regulation of cyclin-dependent protein serine/threonine kinase activity.
AUGAGCAUCUUAGCAAGAAACUACUCACUCCUCAACCUAGGACAAACGAUCUUAAGCAAAAGGCCUGCCCUUUUGCUUAAGUCCUGCCCAAAGACAUGCCCAAAAAGCCCAGCUUUUAGUACACUAAAGAGGUCAGCCCAUCUGAAAAAAGGUCCUUCGUUGCAAGAUUUUAUUCGCAAUGCAACCGAGCCGGGAAGCGUCUACAUAGCCAACCGCAGCGAGCCCGUCCCAUACAUAGCACCCGAAACGCUCCGUGGAGGGAAAAGAAAAGUUUUUCUCGAAGUGUACGGUUGCCAAAUGAACACGAACGAUACGGAAAUUGUUUGGUCCAUUCUAAAGACGCACGACUACCAACGGACGGUAAACGUAAAGGAAGCGGACAUUGUUCUCCUGAUGACGUGCGCUAUAAGGGAAGGAGCUGAAGAUACGGUAUGGAAUCGGUUAAUACAUCUACGGCAGUUGAAACAGAAACGGGAAGCGAACGAGCAAAAGCCACUACAGAUCGGUGUGCUCGGCUGUAUGGCGGAACGAUUAAAAAAGCAGCUGGUAGAAAAGGAACACGCCGUAGACGUUGUGGCUGGCCCGGAUGCGUACAAAGAUUUGCCCCGCUUGCUGGCAAUCGGACAGAAGGGACAGAAAGCAAUCAACGUGUUACUUUCGCUGGAUGAAACGUACGCCGAUGUGGUUCCGGUAAAGCUGGACCGGAAGUCAAAAACUGCGUACGUUUCCAUCAUGCGAGGUUGCGAUAAUAUGUGCUCGUACUGUAUCGUUCCCUUUACCCGGGGGAAGGAACGUUCGCGUCCAAUUAAAUCGAUCCGCGGCGAAGUGUUGCAGCUGGAAAGUGAAGGCAUACGAGAAGUAACGUUGCUGGGACAAAAUGUUAACAGCUAUCGGGAUACAAGCGAAGAAAUGGCCGGGGUGGAAAUGAAAGAGGCAACUCUGCUAGCACCCGGAUUUCGUACCGUUUACAAAACCAAGCUGGGUGGCCUGCGGUUUGCCGAAUUGCUUGCCGAGCUGGCUGAAACCGUACCGGAAAUGAGGAUCCGCUUUACAUCGCCCCAUCCGAAAGAUUUUCCACGCGAUGUGCUGGAAACGAUUGGGAAGUAUCGAAACGUUUGCAACAGCUUACACUUACCGGCACAAUCAGGCAGUACGCAGGUGUUGGAACGUAUGCGACGUGGCUACACGCGGGAAGCGUACUUAAACCUCGUUAAGGAUGUGCGUGACAUCAUACCGAACGUAACGCUAUCGAGUGAUUUUAUCUGCGGGUUCUGUGGCGAAACGGAACCAGAAUUUGCCGAUACUGUUUCCCUAAUAGAGACGAUUGGCUAUCAUGCUGCGUUCCUGUUUGCUUACAGUAUGCGAGAAAAAACAACCGCCCAUCGACGGUACGUAGAUGAUGUGCCGGGGGAUGUAAAGCAGGAACGGCUUCGAAGGAUGAUUGUAACGUACCGGAAGGAAGCGGAAUGCUUAAAUCGGCAGUUUAUCGGUCGGACGGAGCUGAUACUGGUGGAAGGAUAUAGUAAGCGCUCCCGGACGGAUCUUGCCGGUCGUAAUGAUGGGAAUGUUAAAGUAAUUGUACCGGCCGGUCCGAUAAGAUCUAGCCAGGAGGCUGGAAGGGAGGAUUUAAGGCCGGUUGGUGUUGGGGAUUAUGUUGCGGUACGAAUUGUUGAAUCAAAUUCACAAAUUCUCAAGGGAGUACCUUUGUACCAUACGACGUUGCAGGACUUUUAUGCUGUUGGGUGA